Aedes aegypti (yellow fever mosquito) is the source of this 475-nucleotide messenger RNA. RefSeq names its product glycine and tyrosine-rich protein-like. The transcript is spliced from 2 exons. Bases 133 to 435 code for a protein of 100 amino acids. The record is from RefSeq and is a predicted model, not a curated record. NCBI's taxonomy places the organism in Eukaryota, Metazoa, Arthropoda, Insecta, Diptera, Culicidae.
UCGAAAGUGUUGCGGUAUAAAAAUGGAAAAGUUUCUCAAGGGAUCAUCAGUUAUUUCCCAACCAGAUCGUUGAGAUCACACACAACUUUUAAGAAUUCUCUUGGAAAAUAAAAAUCUAAAAAAAAACCCAAAAUGUUGAAGAUCGUGUGCUUAUUCGCUGUUCUUGCGGUCGCAUUGGCAGAUGUGAGGCCCGUUCCAUCUAGCGCUGUACCAAUUAAAUCGGAUGCACCGGUAAGCAACGAAAUGCUAGGACAAGAUGUCGCAACCGAUAUGGACAAGGCAGAAACAUUUGGUUUCGGAUAUCACAAGCAUAUCUACGUUGUCCCUCAAUAUUACGGUGGAUAUUACGGAGGCUAUCACGGAGGAUAUGGUGGAUACCAUGGCGGAUACUACCCAUAUUACGCCCAUCAAUACGGCUAUCCUUACUAUUACUAAAGCAAUGGACAACGAAUAAAAUCAAAUUAUUUAUUGAAAA